AUGACUCCUACACCUCCCUCAGCGAACUCAUCGCAUUCUGGCGCUUCGCCGGACCAGUUCAGAGUUGUUCGAAAGCGAAACCGGAUCCCCUUGUCCUGCGCCCCUUGUCGGCAUCGGAAGCUGAAAUGCAACCGUCAAUCGCCGUGCGAUAACUGCACAAAACGAGGCGAUAGUGGCUCAUGCGCCUACGCUGCUCCCGCAGUAAGGAAGAAAGGCAGCCAAAGCCAGAAUACCUCCAAUACGACACCGGAUGAUAUGCAGAAUCGGAUAGACCGAUUGGAAGGACUGGUUCUGUCGCUCAUGACCAAUGGCUCGCAGGCCGCGGGUCCGGCUGCGGCCGCGCAAGUUCUUUCUGCCGGUUCAAGUACAGUCGGAAGCGGCUCCCUUGGACCGAAUCUCGACAACGAGUUGGAUGAAACCACUAUGAUGGAUGAAGCGGACGGGCAAGAGCCAGAACCCGAAAGUGAGACUGAUGGAGUAACCAAAAGUUUUGGCAUCCUCAAGGUCGACGCUGAGAAGCAAAAGACCUUUUACGUGGGCGAGGCACAUUGGGCUGCUCUGCUUAAUGAAAUUGGCGAGGUCAGGAAUUAUUUCGUUGCCCACCGGAAGGAGUAUGAAGCCCAAAUGGAAAAAGUCGAGCAAGCGAGGAAAAAUAUGGGCACAGACGUGGGAUCUGGUCCCGCAUUGCUCUUUGGCUCGACGAUACCUCCCAGUCGAGCGGAAAUUCUCGCUCAAAUACCGUCUCGAUAUAUGUCGGACAUCCUGAUCGGGCGAUAUUUCAAUACCUUUGACCCGGCUACGCACAUUUUGCACGGUCCCACUUUCCAGCGGCAUUACAAUCAGCACUGGGCCGAUCCCUCCAAGAGCUCGAUCGUUUGGGUGGCUAUGUUGUUUGCGAUGAUGCGUCUAGCCAUGUUAUCGUACAGGCGAGAAGGGGAUGAACCACCAGAGUUUCGCGGUAAAUGCCAGGAUCUGGCAGCGAACUUCCGCACGCAAAUGGCGCACUGUCUCAUUACGGCCGAUUACACCAAACCGCAUAAUCACAUUAUUGAGACGUUGAUCUUUCAUCUUCAUGCGGAAUAUACCUCCAAUCAAGAUGCCGAAGCAAGCGUGUGGGUGCUUGUGGGCAUGAUUGCACGUCUCGCCAUGCGCAUGGGCUAUCACCGGGAUGCGAAGCUCUUCCCCAAUCUGAGCCCUUUCCAAGGAGAGAUGCGGCGUCGUGUGUGGACCUUUGUGCGAAGUGCCGACCUGCUGUUCUCCUUCCAAGUGGCACUUCCUUCGAUGAUCCGGAUUGGAGAUUCGGACACGGAGUUACCCCGAAAUAUCUAUGACGACGAGUUUGAUGAAGACUCGACCUCGCUUCCCCCGGCUCGUCCUGCCAACGAGGCCACCCCAAUCUCAUACAUGAUAGCCAAAGGGCGCCUUUCGUUUGGGUUUGGACGGGUGCUAGAAGAGAUCAAUGGAGUCCACCGAAAGGGAUAUGAUGAAGUUCUCAAGAUCGACCGCGGCUUGAGGGAUAUCUAUGAAAGCAUUCCAGAUCAUCUGAAGCUUCGCCCCAUGGCGGAACAGACAUUGGCACCUAUCUCCCUGAUCAUGGCCCGAUUCAGUCUGGCUUCUGUUUAUCACAAAUCGCAAUGUGUCCUCCAUCGACGAUUUAUGCGGCUGGCGAGACCGGGAAAUCGAUACAUGCAUUCAAGGCGAACGUGCCUCGAUUCGGCCAUGCAACUUCUCAGUUUCCAGGCCAUUCAGCAUCAACAAAGUCGGGAACGUGGGCGACUGAGAAGUCUGCGCAACCACGUGAAUUCACUCACGGCGCACGAUUAUCUUUUGGCGGCGACCGCGGUUUGCAUGGAUCUCUACAAUCACCGAGAGCGGCCGGAUAACGAUGUCAGUACGCCAAGUACCUCCGUGAGUGGCGGCAGCAUCAGCCAAGGAAGCAAUAUCUCGGAUGGUGCCUACGUCCCGGGACUCAGUUACACGCGCGAAGAUCUCAUUCGUGCUUUGGAAGAGAGCCGCGAUGUAUGGAUGGCCAACCGCGACCUCAGCAUCGAAGCGUACAAGGCCAGCGAACUCCUGAACGUGCUUCUAUAUCACAUCAAGCUCCCUUAUUCCCCCAGCAAUCCCCAGCAUCGCCAACUCCCCCCGGGAACACAACAGCCUUCGGGAUCCGGCAACGAUGAGCAGACAGCGGCCAUGACUCUGGGGAUGUUGCAAGCGGGCGGAGUGGGCAGUAAUGGAGCUGGAGGCAGCAUGUCACAAGCAGGAUCACCGGGCGGGCAAUGGGAUAAGAAUGGACCGAGUGCCGGAUUCACUUCCGGUGGAGACCAAUUUAACUCGGGUCUCUUUGGGGCGGCCGCAGCGAAUGCACCCAGUCCUUUCCCGGCAGGAUUUUUCGGAGGACCCAUGGGUGACCUCGGUCAGGGCAUGAAUCUGGAUUGGGAAGCAUGGGAUCAAUACAUGCAGCCGUCGAAUCUAUCACUGGACCCGGCGGCAAGUCUGUGGUCAAAUAACUCGCCCAACAACAAUUUGUUCACCCAGACGUCGUCCCCUGAGGGAACAGCAGACGCAUCGUUUGGUAUGGGCGGGCCAAAUUUCUAUCCCCAGACCAUGAGCAGUAUGAUGAGUGGAUCGACAGACCUGUCCAAAUCUGAUCAUCAGAUGCCGAAUCUGAGUGCCAAUUCGACAACGACCGGCAACGACAACAGUGCGGGCGAGGUUUUCAUGGGAGUGCAAAGCCCCCAGCCAGGAGGGGUUCCAAGUUGGAAAUGGACCGUGAUGAACGAGAAGAAAUAG
Molecule: messenger RNA, 2793 nt
Organism: Rhinocladiella mackenziei CBS 650.93
Lineage: Eukaryota; Fungi; Ascomycota; Eurotiomycetes; Chaetothyriales; Herpotrichiellaceae
Exons: 2
Coding region: 1-2793 (930 amino acids)
Biological process (GO): regulation of DNA-templated transcription; DNA-templated transcription
Cellular component (GO): nucleus
Molecular function (GO): zinc ion binding; DNA-binding transcription factor activity, RNA polymerase II-specific; DNA binding
Source: RefSeq, a predicted model, not a curated record